AUGGCCGACCUCCUUCAGAAUAUCCCCAUCCCGACCCUGGACCGUCCUUUUGGCGUCCACCUGUGGCCCCUGUUCGAUCAGGCCUUCAACAUGGUCAUGGGUUACCCCGCCAGCGAGUUCAAGUUCGCUGAGGGCGUCACUCCUCUCUCCACCUUCAAGGAGACCGCCACUCUUCUGGUUACCUACUACGUCGUUAUCUUCGGUGGCCGUGAGGUCAUGAAGAAGUUGCCCGCUUUCAAGCUUAACACUCUCUUCAUGAUUCACAACUUCCUUCUCACCGCUGUCAGCGCCAUCCUUCUGGCUCUGUUCGUUGAGCAGCUUCUGCCUACCCUGGUGCGCAACGGCGUCUUCUACACCAUUUGCGACCACAACGGUGGAUGGACUCAGCCCCUCAUCAUUCUGUACUACCUCAACUACAUCAACAAAUACGUCGAACUCCUGGACACCGUCUUCCUGGUCCUCAAGAAGAAGCCCCUGACCUUCCUUCACACCUACCACCACGGCGCCACUGCUCUCCUCUGCUACACCCAGCUGAUCGGUCUCACUGCUGUGCAAUGGGUGCCCAUCACCAUCAACCUGCUUGUCCACGUUGUCAUGUACUGGUACUACUUCCAGAGCGCCCGUGGCGUCCGUAUCUGGUGGAAGAAGUACAUCACCAUGCUGCAGAUUGUGCAGUUCGUCAUUGAUCUGGGCUUCAUCUACUUCGCUUCCUACACCUACUUCUCCUCCUCCUACUUCCCCUGGGCCCCCAACAUGGGCCAGUGUGCCGGUGAGGAGUUCGCUGCCUUCGCUGGUAUCGGCAUCAUCACCUCCUAUCUGCUCCUGUUCAUCUCCUUCUACAUCGCCACCUACAAGAAGGAGGUCAAGGUCGGCCGCCCCCGCAGCAACACCGGCAAGAAGUCCCUGAUCGACAUGCGCAACUUCGAGAUCCCCUCCCCCGCCGGUGCCCAGGCCAACGGCAGCCCCAAUACCCCCAACGGCGCUGCCUCGACCGGCCGCUCCAACGGCCCCGUCACCCGUUCCCGCAAGGCUUAA
Messenger RNA from Penicillium waksmanii, 1035 nucleotides. RefSeq names its product elongation of very long chain fatty acids protein. The record is from RefSeq and is a predicted model, not a curated record. Gene Ontology annotation, biological process: fatty acid elongation, monounsaturated fatty acid; sphingolipid biosynthetic process; fatty acid elongation, saturated fatty acid. NCBI's taxonomy places the organism in Eukaryota, Fungi, Ascomycota, Eurotiomycetes, Eurotiales, Aspergillaceae. Gene Ontology annotation, cellular component: endoplasmic reticulum membrane. Gene Ontology annotation, molecular function: fatty acid elongase activity. Bases 1 to 1035 code for a protein of 344 amino acids. The transcript is spliced from 3 exons.